AUGUACCACCGUACCACGGUACCAAUGUACCACCGUACCACGGUACCAAUGUACCACCGUACCACGGUACCAAUGUACCACCGUACCACGGUACCAAUGUACCACCGUACCACGGUACCAAUGUACCACCGUACCAAUGUACCAAUGUACCACCGUACCACGGUACCAAUGUACCACUGUACCACCGUACCAAUGUACCACGGCGUGUUGUGUCGGAGUGGACGUGUGUGCGGUGUCGGAGUGGAUGUGUGUGCGGUGUCGGAGUGGGUGUGUGUGCGGUGUCGGAGUGGGUGUGUGCGGUGUCGGAGUGGAUGUGUGCGGUGUCGGAGUGGAUGUGUGUGUUGUCGGAGUGGAUGUGUGCGGUGUCGGAGUGGAUGUGUGUGCGGUGUCGGAGUGGGUGUGUGUGCGGUGUCGGAGUGGGUGUGUGCGGUGUCGGAGUGGAUGUGUGCGGUGUCGGAGUGGAUGUGUGUGCGGUGUCGGAGUGGGUGUGUGUGCGGUGUCGGAGUGGGUGUGUGCGGUGUCGGAGUGGAUGUGUGCGGUGUCGGAGUGGAUGUGUGUGUUGUCGGAGUGGAUGUGUGUGUUGUCGGAGUGGAUGUGUGUGCGGUGUCGGAGUGGGUGUGUGCGGUGUCGGAGUGGAUGUGUGCGGUGUCGGAGUGGAUGUGUGUGCGGUGUCGGAGUGGGUGUGUGUGCGGUGUCGGAGUGGGUGUGUGCGGUGUCGGAGUGGAUGUGUGCGGUGUCGGAGUGGAUGUGUGUGCGGUGUCGGAGUGGAUGUGUGCGGUGUCGGAGUGGAUGUGUGCGGUGUCGGAGUGGGGGUGUGUGUCGAGGGUGUGUGGUGUCGGAGUGGAUGUGUGUGUUGUCGGAGGGGAUGUGUGUGUUGUCGGAGUGGAUGUGUGUGUUGUCGGAGUGGAUGUGUGUGUUGUCGGAGUGGAUGUGUGUGUUGUCGGAGUGGAUGUGUGUGUUGUCGGAGUGGAUGUGUGUGUGUCGGAGUGGAUGUGUGUGUUGUCGGAGUGGAUGUGUGUGUUGUCGGAGUGGAUGUGUGUGUUGUCGGAGUGGAUGUGUGUGUUGUCGGAGUGGAUGUGUGUGUUGUCGGAGUGGAUGUGUGUGUUGUCGGAGUGGAUGUGUGUGUUGUCGGAGUGGAUGUGUGUGUUGUCGGAGUGGAUGUGUGUGUUGUCGGAGUGGAUGUGUGUGUUGUCGGAGUGGAUUGGAUGUGUGUGCGGUGUCGGAGUGGAUGUGUGUGUUGUCGGAGGGGAUGUGUGUGUUGUCGGAGUGGAUGUGUGUGUUGUCGGAGUGGAUGUGUGUGUUGUCGGAGUGGAUGUGUGUGUUGUCGGAGUGGAUGUGUGUGUUGUCGGAGGGGAUGUGUGUGGUGUCGGAGUGGAUGUGUGUGUUGUCGGAGGGAUGUGUGUGUUGUCGGAGUGGAUGUGUGUGUUGUCGGAGUGGAUGUGUGCGGUGUCGGAGUGGAUGUGUGUGUUGUCGGAGUGGAUGUGUGUGUUGUCGGAGUGGAUGUGUGUGUUGUCGGAGUGGAUGUGUGCGGUGUCGGAGUGGAUGUGUGUGUUGUCGGAGUGGAUGUGUGCGGUGUCGGAGUGGAUGUGUGUGUUGUCGGAGUGGAUGUGUGUGUUGUCGGAGUGGAUGUGUGUGUUGUCGGAGUGGAUGUGUGCGGUGUCGGAGUGGAUGUGUGUGUUGUCGGAGUGGAUGUGUGUGCGGUGUCGGAGUGGAUUGGAUGUGUGUGUUGUCGGAGUGGAUGUGUGUGUUGUCGGAGUGGAUGUGUGGUGUCGGAGUGGAUGUGUGUGUUGUCGGAGGGAUGUGUGCGGUGUCGGAGUGGAUGUGUGUGUUGUCGGAGUGGAUGUGUGUGUUGUCGGAGUGGAUGUGUGUGUUGUCGGAGUGGAUGUGUGCGGUGUCGGAGUGGAUGUGUGUGUUGUCGGAGUGGAUGUGUGUGCGGUGUCGGAGUGGAUGUGUGUGUUGUCGGAGGGGAUGUGUGCGGUGUCGGAGUGGAUGUGUGUGUUGUCGGAGUGGAUGUGUGUGUUGUCGGAGUGGAUGUGUGCGGUGUCGGAGUGGAUGUGUGCGUUGUCGGAGUGGAUGUGUGCGGUGUCGGAGUGGAUGUGUGCGGUGUCGGAGUGGAUGUGUGCGGUGUCGGAGUGGAUGUGUGUGUUGUCGGAGGGGAUGUGUGCGGUGUCGGAGUGGAUGUGUGUGUUGUCGGAGUGGAUGUGUGUGUUGUCGGAGGGGAUGGGGGCUGCUGCCUCCGUGUGCAGGAAAGAGCUGGGAGUGCUGCACCAAUGA
Messenger RNA from Knipowitschia caucasica, 2274 nucleotides. The record is from the annotation of a GenBank genome assembly. Lineage: Eukaryota; Metazoa; Chordata; Actinopteri; Gobiiformes; Gobiidae.